Entrophospora sp. SA101 is the source of this 4011-nucleotide messenger RNA. The record is from the annotation of a GenBank genome assembly. Lineage: Eukaryota; Fungi; Glomeromycota; Glomeromycetes; Entrophosporales; Entrophosporaceae.
AUGACAACGCUGUUUAUUCCGCAAUUAAAAGAAUCAACAUCAUCAAAAACUACAAUAGCAGAAACAGCAACAGACUCUUCUAAACUUUCACUUUCAUAUUUAAAAACAUUAACAAAUAUUGAAGAUAUCCAAGAAUGCUUAAGAAUAUUGGAUUCUGAAGAAAAUCAAGUUGAUUUAAAUUUAGAUGAAUUAUUGGAAAAAAGGUUGCAAUUAGAAUCGGAAUUAGAUAAUUUAGAAGUUUUAAGACCGCAAUUAGGAUUACUUAAUUCUCAAGCUACUAAUUUGAUAAACAUAAUAAAAGAAACAUCCAAUGUAGCAGAAAGAAUAAGUGCACAAGUUCGACAAUUAGAUUUAGAGCAAUCAAGGGUACAAGAAGCAAUAAAUGAAGUUGAGAUCGUACAAGAAUUAAAACAUUGUAUAACAGGAAUGCAUCAAUCAAUGUAUAGAAAAGAUUAUGAAACAGCAGCAUCUUAUGUCAAUAAGGCUUUUUCAAUAGACAAAAAAAUAUUAAAUGGGAAAUUUGCAGAAAUGGCUGCGCCGUCAUCAGAAUAUCCAGAAAUACCAACUAAAACUUUAACAGAUAUUAGAGAGGCUUUAUUUACUAUCUUUUCAAGAGAAUUUGAUUUAGCCAUACAAUCAAAGGAUGAAAAAAGUAUUAGUAGGUUCUUUAGAUUAUUUCCUUUAAUUGGUAAAGAAACUGAAGGUUUGGAUAAAUAUUCAAAAUUUGUUUGUGGAAUCAUUGCUGAUAAAAUCACAGGACCAAACUUCUAUGGGCAUGCUCUAAAUAAAUUAUUUGAAAAUAUUGCAAUGAUUAUUGAUCAUCAUCAACCUGUUGUAGAAAAUCAUUAUGGAUCUGGUAAAAUGAUAAGAGUUAUUGAAAGACUUCAAGAAGAAUGUGACAAACAAAGUAUAAUUAUUAUAAACAGUUUUAGUGAUGAAAGAAAUCUCGAAAGAAAGGUAGUAGAUGUUCGAACUUAUAAUAGUAGUGCAUCUAAAAAAUCUAUUACUAAUUCACAACAUUCAGGCAAAUCAUCAAAAAACAAUGAAACUAAUCCUGACCCAAGAGAAUUAGAUUUAAUAUUAUCAGAAUUAGCAAUGAUUAGUGCAAGGUCAUGUUUAUAUCUUAGGUUUAUGGAAUCUAGAGCACAGUAUCAAAUUGUCAAUAACAUUGUUUCUACAGAUAUAAUAAAAUCCAGCAGUCUGGCUAAACAAUUGAAAUCAUUAAUGAAUGAUUUUGUUAUAAUGGAAGAAUAUUUUUUUAGAAAAGCAAUUGAAAAAGCAAUGUCUAUUGAUAAUUACGAAGAAGUAAAUAAAACAUCAAGUUGUGUUGGAGAUGUUUUCUAUAUAUUAAAAGAAUGUUUAAACAGAGCAAUUUCAACAUCUGAUGUUGACUGUUUAACAACAAUUGUUAAUCAAAUUAUACAAAGUUUAGAAAAUGAUUAUAUUACUUUAAUUCAAAGAAGGCUUUUUACUUCAUUUGCUGCAACUGAAUCAAAGGAUGCAAAAAUGGGAUACAUGAUUUUAUUAAAUAAUUUAGAUGUUAGUUGUGAUUAUAUGCAAAGAUUAACAUCUGAAUUAACUUCAUUACCAUCAAUUGUUGAAGAAGAUUAUGAAAAAAUUCAAAAAAGUUUUAAUUGGUUGAAACAACUUUUUACUCAAAUGAUUAAACAAAAACUACGUCCAAUAUUACAAGAAGCAUAUAAAGACAUCAAAUAUGUAUUGAAUGAAGAUGAAUAUCAUGAACAAGAAGCAAAUGAUGGCUUUGCUAAAAGAUUUGUUAUUGGAUUUGAUAAUUUGAUAAAAGUUUAUCAGACAACAUUUACAGAAAAUAAUUACAAUCAAAUCAUGAUUCAUAUCAUUGAAUCUUUGACAAACAUGUGGGAAAAAACUGUGUUUGGGACUAGAUUUAAUCAGUUUGGGGCUUUAAGAUUUGAUAAAGAUUUAAGAUCAGUUACAAAUUAUUUUUUGUCAAAAAUGCAAUGGCCAUUCAGAGACAGAUUCACUAGACUAAAUCAAAUAUCAAUUUUAUUAAAUCUGGAAACUAUUGAUGAAAUUCAUGAAUAUUGGGGUGGUUCAUCAAAAUCAUCAUCAGAUUUUAUAACUUGGAGGUUAACUGUCAUGGAGGUUAAAAGGAUUGUUGGUUUAAGAGCAAAAAAUUUAUUCUUAAUGGAUGUUAAUCCGUCACAAAAUAGCUCUCAAUAUCAAGGUGAUUAUUGGAGCCAGAAUAACGAAUUUUCUUACCCCAACAUUAAUAAUGACAUUAAUAAUGAAUCAAGCAUUAAAGUUGAACCAAUAAACCGUGCUUCAGAUUUAGCAAAUAAUUUUUUAUCUACUCUCACUCUUCCUACUGAUUUAUAUACGAAAACUGAAGAAAAUGCUGAUCAAAUGGUUUUUCAUACAAAUGAAGACCAAAUUUUUCAUCAUCGUGAUCGUACUCAUGAAAGAAGUGAACAACAUCGAUCCAAAGAAAAUGAUGAUUGGGACUUUCUAACUCCUAUUAAUAGAAGAAGAAGGAAGUUAAACAAUUGGGAUGUGGCACCACCAGGAUAUGAAGGAAUGACAGCAGAGCAGGUUAAAGCCACAGGAUUUUUUCCACUUCCUGGACAACCUGCCACUACAAGACCAUCAGCAGUCCCAAAUUCUCCAAUAAUAUCUGGAAUGGAUCCAUCAAGGGCAGCAAUGAUAUUGGGUAUGACACAUGAGCUUCCACCACAGUCUAAAGUUAGUCAAGGAGCAGCAGGUCCAGUUGCACAGACUGCAUCAUUAGCAAGACAGGCUAGACGACUUUAUGUUGGUAAUAUUCCAUAUGGUAUUGAUGAGAAUGGCUUAUCAGAAUUUUUCAACACUACAAUGCUUCAAUUGAAUAUUACUACUGCAUCUAGCAAUCCAGUUACAGCUGUUCAAAUCAAUCAUGAUAAAAACUAUGCAUUUGUUGAAUUUCAUGCACCUGAAGAAGCUACAGCUGCAAUGGCAUUUGAUGGAAUUACAUUUCAAGGUCAAUCAUUAAAGAUUCGUCGGCCAAAAGAUUAUCAACCUCCACCUGGGCAAAAUCUAGAGCCACCACCAAUACAUGUGCCAGGAGUUGUAUCUACAAAUGUACCAGAUAGCCCGAAUAAAAUCUUUAUUGGUGGUCUACCAACCUAUUUAAAUGAUGAACAAGUUAUGGAACUUUUAAAAUCUUUUGGAGAAUUGAGAGCUUUCAAUUUAGUUAAAGAUACUUUAUCAUGUGUCUCUAAGGGAUUUGCAUUUUGUGAAUAUGUUGAUCCAAGUGUGACAGAUUUAGCUUGUCAAGGUUUAAAUAAUAUGGAGCUUAGUGAUCGUAAAUUAGUAGUUCAGAGAGCUAGUAUUGGAUCAGCUAAGAACUUGGGUGUUGCAAUGGUUCUACCAUCUUCAGUUCUUAUUCCAGCUGGAAAUGGAGAAAUGCAGCCAACUACUGUUCUUCAACUUCUUAAUAUGGUUACUCCUGAGGAAUUAGUAGAUGAUGAAGAAUAUGAAGAUAUAGUUGAGGAUGUUAGAGAAGAAUGUUCUAAGUUUGGUUCUAUCAUUGAUAUGAAAAUUCCUAGGCCAGGCCAAUCAACUACUGAGGCAGCUGGUAUAGCACUUCGAGCACUUGCAGGAAGAAAGUUUGCUGAACGUACAGUUCUUACAUCAUAUUUUAAGUAUAUUACUCAAUCAAGAUUGUUGGAUAGAGCAGGAGCAACAGCAAUUGGUACGGCAGCAGCAAAGGCCAAUGUUUUAACAGAUUACGAGGAUCAAGAAAUACAAAAACUUGUUAAUGAAGUUAUCGAGAAUCAAUUAAAAAAACUUGAACUUAAACUUCAACAGUUUGAAGAAUUAGAAAGUGUUAUCGAGAAUGAAAAAAAGGAAUUAGAAAAACAACGUCAACUGUUUUAUCUUGAACCAAUAAUAGUUGAUUCGACUCUGGGCCCAAAAUAUGAUUCAAUAAAAAAAUUAGGAGACGAGAUUGACUUUAGAAAAAGGAAAAGUUGGAAUGAUCACAGUACACUAUAA